Messenger RNA from Alnus glutinosa, 1877 nucleotides. Its product is annotated as F-box/FBD/LRR-repeat protein At5g56420-like. The transcript is spliced from 4 exons. NCBI's taxonomy places the organism in Eukaryota, Viridiplantae, Streptophyta, Magnoliopsida, Fagales, Betulaceae. Gene Ontology annotation, molecular function: protein binding. The coding region runs from base 378 to 1781 and encodes 467 amino acids. The record is from RefSeq and is a predicted model, not a curated record.
UUAACUAACAGCAAGCCAGAUCCCAACUUUCGCAUUUAGAACACAAUCGGGCAGCUUUGAAACGCUUGGCUCGAUCCUCGAGGGACUGACUUCGCAUACUUGCCCCUUUCCCUUUCCAAAGUAUCCGUUCCUUCUCCUAAGCACCGAACUCCCUUCUAACAAAAGUUCCUCACUUCCUCCUUCGUCAGCAUCAAACCCUACCCAUCAACAGAUCUGAUUCCUACUAAUCAGAUCUGUAGCAACAUUCUAUCCACCAAAUCGUAUCCCUCCGUCUCCGUGCUUUCCUUUUUGCUUCUCUCCAACUGGAACACCAAACGACCCACUAGAAACGCCGUCGUUUAGUUCCCGCCAGUGGCGUGAGGGGAACCAUCUGAAUUAUGGAGAAAACUUGUUUGAUUAAAGAACCCCAAAAGAAGCAGAAACUGAAUGAAGAAGAUCAGGACAUUGAUGAAAACAACAAAUGUUUAGGUGACUUACCUGAGGAGAUCCUUCGACACAUACUUUCCUUUCUUCCAACAAAAGAUGCCGUCAGGACAAGCCUACUUUCUAAAAGGUGGGAAUACCUAUGGGCAUCAAUUCCAAAUCUAGAUUUUGGACGAUCCUUUCCCGCUAAGAGAAAUCUUUUGAUGAAUUUUGUGGAAAGAGUGCUCUGUCUUCGUGACUCUUAUGCUAUAAAACAAUUCACUCUCUCUUGUGAUGUGCUACAUGAUGCAUCUCGUGUUAAUAGGUGGAUCUCUGCCGUUGUAAGGCAUAAUGUUCAAGAGUUGUAUAUUAAGCUUGACAACUUCAAGGGAAAAUUUUCAUUGCCUUAUUGCUUGUUUACCUGUAAGACACUUAUAAGCUUACACCUUCGAAUGUCCUAUAUCCUCAAGCUUCCCACUACAAUUUGUUUCUCAAAUCUAAAGACCUUGACUAUCAUAAAAGUUACAUUUUCGGAUGAGUACUUAACCCAGCAAUUUUUCUCUGGUUUGCCGGUCCUUGAGAACUUGUGUUUAAAGAAUUGCAGCUGGAAGGGUCUCAAGUUUGUGCAUCUUUCUGCUCCCAAGCUUCAUUCUUUGAGCAUAACGGAACUUAAGUGGCUAAAUUUGAGUUAUGGGGAUGGUUGUCAGAUUAUGAUUUUUGCAUUAGGUCUAAAAAAAUUUGAUUACUUUGGUGAACUGUUCAACGAGUAUUGCUUAUACAAGUCAUUCUCACUGGAAAGGGCAGAGAUUAAUGUUAUCCUCGAUAAUGCAUCAGCUCAAAUUGCUCAUCGCAUGUAUAAGCUUCUUAUAGGGCUCUCCAAUGUUGAAGUACUAAGUCUUUCCCUUGAGGUGGUUGAGGCUUUGAGAGAUGCAGGAGAACGCUUAUAUCAUAUGCCUAUGUUCAAUAACCUGGCGAAUUUGGUUUUUUUUGAGGGUUCGACAAUAGAUCUUGGUUGUGUUGGAUUAUUGAGGAUAUUGCAUAACUCUCCUUGUCUCAAGACUAUGAAAUUUUCUUGGGGGAUCAGCUUGCGGGAGAACGAUGAUUGGAAACUAGACCCAUUGCCUCCAUGUUUCUUGUCCCAUCUCAAGUGGAUUGUAGUACGGAAUUAUGAUGGAGAUAAGGAGGAGUUUUUUGCUAUGAAGAUUUUGCUCAAGAAUGCUAUUGUAUUGGAUGAAAUAGAUAUAUAUUGCUCAGAGCGCUUAGCAGGGAACUUAGAGAAGCAAGUAAAUCUUUGUAAACAGUUGAUAGAGAUCCCUAAAGGGUCACAGAACUGUGAAAUUGUUUUUCUAAAUCCAUGGCAGGAUGUAGUAAAACAGUAAAAAGUAUGGCUUGUUAGCCUUCUACCCUACCUUGGUAACUACUAACUUGCUGUUAUAGAAUGUUGGUUUAUGUUAUUUGUGAUAAUUAGUUUUGAA